Messenger RNA from Macadamia integrifolia, 2023 nucleotides. RefSeq lists its product as uncharacterized. The transcript is spliced from 9 exons. The record is from RefSeq and is a predicted model, not a curated record. Lineage: Eukaryota; Viridiplantae; Streptophyta; Magnoliopsida; Proteales; Proteaceae. Gene Ontology annotation, biological process: proteolysis. The coding region runs from base 142 to 1317 and encodes 391 amino acids. Gene Ontology annotation, molecular function: metalloendopeptidase activity; ATP-dependent peptidase activity; ATP binding.
CAUUUGAGCCUUGGGUUACCGAUUUGCAGAUUCAGUACGCUCUUAACGAUCAGUUCGAUAAGUUGGCUUUGCUCCAAUUGGUACUGUCUAGAGAGAGAGAGAGAGAGAGAGAGGAGAGAGCGCGAGAGCGAGAGAGCAACCAUGGCCCUCUGGCUUUCUGUCACAAGCUUGCGAUCUUCUAUGUUCUGUUUCCAUCAAACGUCAUCUUUUCCUCUCUACUCAUUCGUAGAUAAGAAAGCGAUUUCUAGGAGAAGCAUCAGGACCAGAGCUUUGAGAGAAUGGCAGGAAUAUGAAGAUGCAGUGAAGGAAAAAGACCUCGCCAGAGCUCUUAGAUUCUUGAAAUCUCUGGAGGGCCUCUCAAUUCAAUCCUCUGCUUCUCCUACGCCGGCUUCUAUCUCUCCAAUUCUUACUCCGGCUGAUGAUUUAAAGUUAUUUCGGACGGAGCGGGACUGGGAAGUUUUGGAUACGUGCUUGAAUGCUGACGAUAUGAAGCUUGUGGGAAGUGCUUAUGCGUUUCUUAAGGACAGAGGAUUCUUGCCCACUUUCGGAAAAUGCAGGAAUAUAGUUCUGGAGGGUCCAAGAGAUGUUACACCAACAGUUUUGAAGUCUUCAACUGGUUUGGAAGUGUCUAAGCUUUCUCCAAAAAAGUGGGGUCUUUCUGGAAGCUCGAGUACUGCUUUAUUUGCUUUUCUUGGUGGUGUAUCCUAUCUGCUGUUUCAAGGAAUAGAUAUAAGGCCUAACCUUGCAACCAUACUAGUGCUAGCCAUGCUAGAUGCUGUGUUUCUUGGAGGAUGCUGUUUGGCUCAAAUCUCCAGUUAUUGGCCUCCAUAUAGGCGUCGGAUUCUUGUUCAUGAAGCAGGGCACCUUCUCACCGCAUACCUUAUGGGCUGCCCAAUCCGUGGGGUGAUUUUAGACCCAAUUGUUGCAAUGCAGAUGGGAAUCCAAGGACAGGCAGGAACUCAGUUUUGGGAUGAGAAGUUGGAGAAGGAGUUUUCAGAAGGCAGGCUUAGCACUGCUGCCUUUGACAGGUACUGCAUGGUUCUUUUUGCUGGAAUUGCAGCUGAAGCUCUUGUAUAUGGAGAAGCUGAGGGUGGAGAAAAUGAUGAGAAUCUGUUUAGAAGUAUCUGUCUUCUUCUGGAACCCCCAUUGUCUAUUGCACAGAUGUCAAAUCAGGCAAGGUGGUCGGUUCUACAGUCAUUUAACCUUCUCAAGUGGCAUAGACAUGUUCAUCGUGCUGCUGUUAAGGCCCUAGAAAGGGGCUGCACUCUUAGUGGAGUUAUUAGGAGUAUCGAGGAAGCCAUGCCUACUAAUAGAUGAACUGGUCAAAGCAGUGCAAAGAUAUCGAAGUUUCAUCAUUUCUGAUUGUAUUAAGCAUUGGCAGUCCAACCAACCUAAAAUCUUGUCCACCACAUCAUGAAUUCUUCAAUAGAACCCGUGUUUGUCGCAAUGAGACCACCAGAUUUCCUUAUGGAGCAUAUCAUAGCUAUUGUGCACCUGGAACAGUGAACAACCUUGAGAAGCUGCAUGAACUCUGCAAUCCUUAUAGCAACUCUAUUUCACAGAAGAUAGUAAACUUCCUCCUUCAUCCAGUUUGGGAGGCAUAUGCAUUCCCAACAAAGCAAGGGGAUGACUGGAUUGGCAAUUCAAGGACUUGGGAUCUAAAUGCUGGUAGAUUGAUGCACUAUUACAGGGAUCAAGGGACUUCAUUUCCAGACCAAGUAUGGUAAUCUAUUGGUGUGGGAGCUCACAUGCAUAUGAGCCGAGAUCAAGUUACAGAAUGGAAUCUCAGAGACUUCAAAAUCCUCAUUUGUCCAUCUGAACCAGAGGGAUGACUACCUACCCUACAGAGUUUUGUGAGACAAGAUAAUGAACCUUAUUCUUUUUGCCUCGUGUCUAUUUUUCAAUUUUUUUUUCUAAUAUAGUAAAAAGCUUUAUAUUUCUAGUGCGAGUAUAAACUGCUCUAGUCCCCCAAAUUAGGUUGUAAUUGUUUUUUAAUAAUCACAUUCUGGUGGGGUUUUGUUCC